UCUCUAGGCGUCUAGAUUCUAGAUCUAGAUAUAAUAUCAUAUAUCUAGAUCUAUUCUAGAUCUCUCAUCUAGAUCUAAGAAAAUACAGUUAUGAGUUUAGAUUAGAAUAGUAGACCUAGUAUUUAGUCCUAGAUCUGGAGUGACUCAAUUCUCCUAGAGUAUGGAAGACAUUUGUGAAAAACUUCUCAAGGAAGUGGAGAGGUCUUAUGGGGAAACUGGAAAAUUAUCUGAUGAUUUAUUAAGUGCGUUGAACUGUCUUUUUCAUGGAACACUUCUGUCUGCACUAGAAUUGGUAGACAAAUCUUCUGUAACAAAAAUGACCUCUCCUAGUGGCCGUACAGUCUUCCAGGUAAUAGGGGCAUCUGGAGCUCCUUAUUUGUGCUUGCCCAACUUAAACUAUUGUUCUUGUCCUGCUUAUAAUUUUUCUGUUUUAAAGAAAGAGGAACACUUAAUGUGCAAGCAUGUUUUAGCCAUGAGACUAUCCCAGGCUAUGAAUCGCUGUAAGAAACUAGAUGUUACCAAUGAAGAGAUAACAUCAAUGAUUCUCUCUUUAGACUAGAUUCAAGCUGUCCAUUUGUCUAGCCAACACGUUCCAUUAUGAUCUACUUUGAGUUGGAGCAUCAUUUGAUUUGUUAGAAAUCCUCACUAAUGGAUAGUCCACCUGUUCAACCAGCACCUCAAACCUGUGCCACACCUUCAAUGGCAUUUAUGUGAUCGCAACAUGAUGUGUAGCAUAUUUGCAAUUAAAUUGAAACACUGGAAUAGUAAACUUCCUUUGCUUUGAUUGACCAAAAGUCAUGUUAUUUAAACCUGAAGUAUUUUGUUGGUACCAACGUACUCAUCAUUAUUGUUGGAAUACAUUAAGAACUACAUA
Messenger RNA from Biomphalaria glabrata, 874 nucleotides. RefSeq names its product zinc finger SWIM domain-containing protein 7-like. The record is from RefSeq and is a predicted model, not a curated record. Gene Ontology annotation, cellular component: Shu complex. Gene Ontology annotation, biological process: double-strand break repair via homologous recombination. The transcript is spliced from 7 exons. Gene Ontology annotation, molecular function: zinc ion binding. Bases 161 to 559 code for a protein of 132 amino acids. NCBI's taxonomy places the organism in Eukaryota, Metazoa, Mollusca, Gastropoda, Planorbidae.